AUGGAUGGACAACCCAGGACUGCAAACCGCCCUUUAAGCGGUAUCCCACGACCCACAAGUGGCAUUCCACGGCCAGCCUCAAGACUACCUUUACCGACGAGUACGGCUCCAAAAUCGAUCAAACCAUCACCUUCUCGAGAUAGACUACGGGCCGAUCCAGGAUUGGACGAAAAGAGACUGCGGCGACCAUCAUAUGACACGCUUGUGAAAAAGCCGACCUCACGCUUUCUGGCGCCCCAAAAGCACCAAGAUGAGCCUGUCCUUGCCCGGAAGCAGAAUGAAACCCAAGGCGGGGAAGACGAUACACAUGUUUCGGAGGAAGUGAGCUCAGUUCAAGCGGACGAUGACACCGAAUCAAUCACAUCAAGUCAAGAAGUACGAGGUCGCAGCGGGGUACGCUCAUCUUUGUCUGAGCGGACGCUGGAGACUUUGGCACAAAUACCACCAUCGCCGGCUUCAGUGAAAAGGCAGGCCAGCUUUUUUAAUAGCUCCAGUCCUAUCCGAUCCCCGUCUCGUGCCCCAUCUAAUGUAUCAAGUGUUUCGAGGUCACCAUCCAGGGCUUCGUCUGUUGCGACGAAUAGCAACGAACCAUACACGCAGCCUGUAUCCAAGUUACGCCUCCCGUCCUCAGCCUCUCGUAUGUCGGCCACAUCGUCUCUCUCCCCGGUUCGUGCCUCCGAGGAGAGCGUGAGCCCAUCAAGAUUGAAGCAACCGGCUGCCCGACAGAGCAUCGUGAUCGGUGACCAUAGUGGCUCGGAUAUCAGUUCGCCAACCAAGAAAACUUUGCCUAUCAGACCCAAUGGGGUUAAGAAUACGUCCAGGCUAUCGCUAGCUCGGCCGUCUCCCACAAAACAGGCAGCAGAUAAGAAGACAAACAUGGGUCCACCGGAGAGGCCAUUGCAAGUGAAGAAAACACGAAAAGUCGGAAUACAACAGGCCUCUACAUUACGCUCCCCUUCAACAUCGUCAAGAUACGUCUCCGCUUCGUCCAACGCACAAGAGGAGCUGUCCCCAGAGCAACAGGCAGAAAUUGAAGCUAGGAAAGUCUCCAAGUCUUCAAGCACCCUCCGCGAGACUAUAGCAAAGGCAAAAGCUGCACGCAAGGCAGUAACAGAAGGAGAGAAACAGGAAAACCCUCAAAAGCCGAUUGCCCAGACCCAGCCUGCUGUUUCGUGGGGGAACGUCGACGACGAAGAUCCGUUCGAUGAGCUGCCCAAGGGUCCCAGCUCUCUGGUGAUGCGAAAGCGCGUCCAGACAGCGCGUGCUACCGGCCAGCUGAACAUUGCGGCAUUUGCUUUAACGGAAAUCCCCAAAGAAGUGCUAACAAUGUACGAUUACGAUUCUGACAACGCAAACUGGUUCGAAAAUGUAGAUCUUGUUAAAUUUAUCGCCGCGGACAAUGAGUUGGAACAGAUCUCAGAUGAAGUCUUCCCAGACAUCAAUCCCGAGGAAUUUGAUCCAGAUAGUGAUGACCGAGGACUUCAGUUCGGAGGCAUUGAGACAUUGGAUCUUCAUGGCAAUAUACUGAAAUCCCUACCCAUGGGCCUUCGACAACUGCAAAGUUUACGCACUCUCAAUCUAUCGAAUAAUUCUUUGGAGAUGGAUCGUAUUGAGAUUAUUACAGAGAUAAAGUCUCUGACAGAUUUGAAACUUGCGAAUAAUCAACUGCAAGGGGAACUGGCUACCGUCUUUGGCCGGCUUAAUAAUCUGGAAUUCUUGGACCUGCGCGGCAACAAACUCACCAAACUUCCAGAUGAGCUUGUUGGAUUGAGCUCUCUGAGGACCUUGGAUGUCAGUGAGAACAAAUUGACUUCUUUGCCAUUUGAGUUGUUCAGCAAACUACCUCUGAAGACUCUGAAUGCGCAGAAAAACAGACUGGAAGGCACUUUGGUCCCUGCUUCAGUCGAUCGUUGGGACACAUUGCAGUACUUGAACAUUGCCAACAAUGCGGUGGUGGUCUUUUCAUCCAAUGACACACUUGACCUUCCUAAUCUACACACUCUCCUAAUUGGAGUCAACCGCAUCACGCAUCUUCCAUGCAUGUCUUCUUGGCAGUCACUAUCGACGCUCUCAGCGGAAGAAAAUAAAAUCACCGAGCUUCCAUCAGGGUUUGUGGAGCUCAAGAGCCUCAACAAGGCCGAUUUCACAGGGAAUGACAUAACGCGUUUGGACGACAAGAUAGGGUCCAUGGAAAGCCUUACAUUCCUCAAAGUCUCUAGCAAUCCGCUUCGUGAACGCCGGUUCUUGAACAUGGAUACUGAAGAUAUCAAACGAGAACUCCGAAGCCGGUGCGACCCUGACCCCCAGGAUACAGACGAUGAGGGUUCAGUGGCAACCCAGUUCACCCUGGCACCUGAAAAUCCCAUGCUCGAUGGCAGCUGGCAGAUUAAAUCGGGUGGGACUCUUGACAAGUCCUUCGCCGAUAUGACUGACCUCACCGUGGAGCAACUGGGGAUGAUUCCCUCGCAAGAUAUUCGGUGCCUCUAUUUGCAGAAUAACCAGCUGAGCUGCUUCCCCGCUCCUGCACUUGAAAUGCUCGCGCAGAGUUUGGUUGAGCUUGAUCUCUCUCAUAACCCCCUAAAUGGCACCGAGUGCUUGUCCUCCCCGAUCGAGCUUCCGAAGCUUCAGUCGCUGACUCUGAAUGCAACCUCCUUGACAUCUUGGGAGCCUCUCUUGGGCAACCUGGUAGCCCCGUCCUUGACCUUCUUAGAUGUAUCGCACAACCGUUUGAAGGGGCAUCUCCCAAACCUGCGAUCUUCUUACCCGGAACUCAAGACUAUCGUGGCUUCCCACAACAAGAUUGCUAGCCUGGAUUUUGAAUCUGUUCAAGGGCUACAGGCAUUGGACCUCAGUAACAAUGACAUUGAUUCCCUACCCCCGAAGAUCGGCCUGCUAGCUGCCAAGCGGGACCCUCAGAACUGGGGUACUGGUUCAGCGUUGAUGCGCUUUGAGGUCGCUGGCAAUCGAUUCAGAGUUCCCCGGUGGCAGAUAGUUGCCAAGGGGACUGAUGCUAUCUUGGAGUUCUUGCGAGAGCGUAUCCCGUUGAAGGAUCUUCCAGAAUGGGAAAAAGAAAACGAAGCUAGCGAGGAGGAGUUCUAG
Penicillium soppii is the source of this 3099-nucleotide messenger RNA. RefSeq lists its product as uncharacterized. The transcript has a single exon. Gene Ontology annotation, molecular function: protein binding. Lineage: Eukaryota; Fungi; Ascomycota; Eurotiomycetes; Eurotiales; Aspergillaceae. The record is from RefSeq and is a predicted model, not a curated record. The coding region runs from base 1 to 3099 and encodes 1032 amino acids.